Messenger RNA from Arabidopsis arenosa, 1942 nucleotides. Lineage: Eukaryota; Viridiplantae; Streptophyta; Magnoliopsida; Brassicales; Brassicaceae. The record is from the annotation of a GenBank genome assembly.
CAAAUGUGACUGAAUUUAAAAAAUAUACGUUGAUUGUGUUCACAAACAAUGUCGAUGUUUCCUUCUUUCCAGUUGCUAGAGCUCAACAUAAUCUCUGCUCAAGAUCUAGCUCCUGUCUCACGUAAAAUGAAGACCUACGCCGUGGCUUGGGUUCACUCCGAACGUAAACUCACCACCCGUGUAGAUUACACAGGUGGUGCAAACCCAACAUGGAACGACAAGUUCGUCUUCCGAGUUAGCGAGGAUUUCCUCUACGCCGAUACUUCAGCCGUCGUGGUUGAAAUCUACGCCUUACAUUGGUUCCGUGACGUUCACGUUGGCACAAUCCGUGUUCUCAUCAGCAACCUAAUCCCUCCAAAUCGUCGACCUGGAUACCGAAGCAAUGACGAGUAUCGUCGAACACCACCUCCCGGAAUGCGAUUCGUCGCGCUUCAAGUUCGCCGACCAUCAGGUCGUCCUCAAGGGAUACUAAACAUCGGUGUGGGAAUACUUGACGGAUCAAUGCGUAGUAUGCCACUUUACACCAAUAUGGACUCAUCUGCAGUUGGUUACAGAGAUUUACUUGGGGAAGAAGAUCCAAAUUUGCAGAAUUUGCAUCUUAAUAGCAUCAAAGGAAGCUCAAAGAAUCCACAAUCACCAUCUUCUAAACAGUACCAAUCCGUAGUCUCGAGACCGCCGAUGCUCCGUCGUACAAGGAGCGAUACAAGUUCAAUGGUCGUUUCUGAUCUUCUAAGCAGAGCUGAGCGAAGCCGUGUGGCUAACAGAAAGCCAGCGAGCGCGUUGAUGAGCGCCGAAUCGGAAACUGUACCUACAACGUCGGGACACGAUUCGAUGACGUCAGAUUCCGAGCUGACGAAAUCGAUCGAUUAUGGACUUCCUUACCAAUCCCCAAAGAUUCCAAGUCAGAGAUACGAUUCGUACGAGCCUGAUUACGUAGAUCGAUCACCAAAUCACAAUGUGUUGCGACACGAACCUGAAUUCAUAGAUCAGUCGCCUUAUCGAUCUUACGAUCGCUCACGCAAAACUCCGAGAAGAUCAACACCGAUGAUCGAGAAGCCACGACCGCCGAGAGACUACGACCGUAGUAGUAGCCGCGCUUCACCGUAUUUGUCAAGACACGGAACGCCGUUGAGAUCAAACAUCGUCGCGUCUACUCCGAUAAGAUCUAACAUGGUUGCAUCAAGUCCGAUGAGAUCCACCGGCGUUGGAUCAACUCCGAGAAGAUCUAACAUCCUCGGUUCGACUCCGUUACGUUCCAACAUCGUCGGAUCAACUCCGAUUAGAUCUAACUACAUGGCUACACCGAUGAAAUCGCCUCUACAAUUUGGUACUCCGAUGAGAUCUAAUUUAGCAGGAAGACCGAUUUUAACCGAAUCCGAAUUAGGUCCGUCACCAUCAGAAGUAGCGCAGAAAAUGGCGAAAGAGAGAUCACAAGCUAACGAAACAGAGAGUUCGAUUCUUAGUGAAUGGAGUUUAGACGAUGAUAGUAACAUCGAAGGUCUCCGAUCAAAACUCGAGCGGUGGAGAACGGAGCUUCCGCCGCUUUACGAUCUGGGAUCGAGUCAUCAAAGCAGCGAUGUAGGAAGCGGCGCGAUUGUUGUUGCAAAUGUAGGUGGAGGAAAAAGCUCGAGGAAGAAAACUCCGGUGGUGAAGAAGAAGCAUAAUCGCCGUCACACUGAAGGAGGUAACGGACUUUUCUCGUGUUUCAGUAAUUUGUGCGGCGUUGAAUGCACGUUCGUGUGUGGAGGCGGGUCGGAUCAAGACGGGUCAAAAAAGAAAGGUGGGUCUGGGCGUUUGCCCCGCUUGGGCUCUGCUGAUGAUUUGAGUUAUUUAUGAUUAUUUUUUAUAUUUUCAAUUUUUAGACUGACCCUUAUUCUUUUAAUUUUAUACAUAUUUCGUUUGUGAAUGAGAAAAUAUUUGUGAAUAAUUUAUAUAAUUCUUU